Messenger RNA from Rhizophagus irregularis DAOM 181602=DAOM 197198, 1134 nucleotides. RefSeq lists its product as uncharacterized. Gene Ontology annotation, biological process: chromosome segregation; mitotic cell cycle. Lineage: Eukaryota; Fungi; Glomeromycota; Glomeromycetes; Glomerales; Glomeraceae. The record is from RefSeq and is a predicted model, not a curated record. Gene Ontology annotation, cellular component: spindle microtubule; outer kinetochore; kinetochore.
UUUCUUUUGAACAACCGAUAAUUUUAAUAGUUAUUUCGCACUUUUAAUGAUGGAAGAAUUUUUUACAAAAUUGAUACAAUUUGGGGCUCAAAUCGAAGAAUCAUGUCGCGAGUUGAGGACUACAAUUGAAAGUCCCGCAUUACCAAUAUCCUUAGGGCAUCAGGAAAAUUAUUUUCGUGAUAUGCUGGUACAAAGUAAAGCAAUGAUGAAUGAAAUAAAUUCAUUAGAGAAAACUCCAAACACUAAGCAUCAUAUGAACGAUCUCAUUUUAGCUACUAAUAAUGUCUAUGAAAAGAUGCAGCAUGAUAUAUAUUUAAUGGAAGAACAAUUACGCGAAUUCGGUUUGGAAGGAACUUUCGUUCCAAAAUCAACUAUUGAUGAUGAAAAGACGAGGGAGCCUACGGAGGAAAUUGAAUCAAAAUCUACAUCAACCAAGGAACCUUCAAAGUUUCAUCCUGAAUCUGAAAGACGAUUCACACCGCCUGUUAUCAAAACGUUCAAAAGGCUUUCCACUCAAACACAAGAAAGUCCAACGCUUGAAAGUUUUGGUUUAUCAGAUCACGCGUUAGCAUUACUUAAAGCUGGCACACCCGAAUUAAUAAAAGAUUAUGGAAUUAAGCUAAAUUCAGAUAACUCUAAAUCUCAACAAUUUACUAAUAACGUUGCGUCAAAUGAUUUAACACCAAUAUCUUUAUUUGAACGAAUGUCUCCUAGAUCAAGUUUUCCUUCUUUAUCUUCUAACGAACUUCCGGAAUGUACACAAAUUGGACCAAUUACAAAAAAAGAGUUUGAAACACUUGGUCGUGAUAUUCAUAGACAAAUUUCUAUGGAGUUCUUAAAUCAAGUGAUAUAUGAUAUUAAUGAGAUGGUCGGAGAUAAACACGACUUGCCGGAUUUUCCGAAACAGGCUUGGAAUGAAUUCACAUAUGAUGAACUCUUGAAUGAGAUCGGAGUUGGAGGAACAGCCACAAUUGACAUUGUCUUACUAGCUUUGAUAACUCUAGAUAGAAUUGUAUCAAGAUGUAGCGAUCCUGAUCCAAUGAAAAAACGAUAUCGGAUUUUAUAGUUCAUUUUCAGUAAAAUAUAGCUUUAAUAUAAAUUUUCCCAAAUGGUUACAUUUUUUUACUUUAAAUA